GUUUAUGUAUACAUAUGUACGCGUCUGUGUAAUGAUGAAAAAAUGUGGCGGUGGGGAGAGGAUUUAUGUAGGUACAGACAUGGUCUUUUAUUUGCACGAUUAUCAAGUUUGAAUACGUAUCCAAUGAUCAUAAUAAAAGUUUGCGUUUUCUUGCUCACUUUCUAAGAAAAUAAAGUGGAAUAAUUAAAUAGAAAAUCUAGAUCCAAAUAUAUAAGGGUUCUUUUCGACAAACAAAACAUGUGGGUAUUUGGUUAUGGAUCUCUUAUAUGGAAAGUUGAUUUUCCUUAUGAAAAAAGAAUCAUUGGCUAUAUUAAGGGGUAUGUGAGACGAUUUUAUCAAAAAAGUACAGAUCACAGAGGAACACCCGAUAAGCCUGGUCGUGUUGUUACAUUGCUUCCAUCUGAGAAUCCAAACGACGAAGUAUGGGGUCUUGCUUAUAAAAUAUCUAUUGAAAAUGUAAAUAACGUCGUUGCACAUUUAGACUUCAGAGAAAAAGGUGGCUACGAAAGGAAUAUCGUCCUCUUUCAUCCUUAUGCUAGUCUUAACGACAUUGAUAAGAAACCUUCUUGUACUUCCUUAGAUAGCAUUGUAAAUAUAAAUAAUACAAUGGUGGUACCGGUUACAGAAAAGGAUCCAUUUUAUCUAACAAUUUACAUAGGAAGCAAAGAUAAUCCUAAUUAUGCAGGUGUUGAAGAUAUAGAGACAAUAGCAAAAUACAUAUUUACAGCACAUGGUCCUAGUGGAUCUAACAGAGAAUAUCUUUAUAAAUUGGCAACUGUAGUACGUACAUUAAUUCCUAAUGCGAAUGAUGAAUAUUUGUUUUUGUUAGAAAAAGCUGUGAAAAAUUUAGAAAAAGAUUCGGAAAAAGAAAUAAUUGAGUAAAGUGAAUAUACAUAUAGGACACUUAUUUAUAAUAUAUAGAAUUUAUUUAAUUCUAUGAUAAAAAGUAUACGAUAAAAUGAUUUGAAAUAAUAAUUUCAAGAAUGAAACUUUUCAAUUUUUUGAUUUAUUAUCAAAGAAAAAAAAGAAAUAUUCCUGUAUAUUAUUUCACAUAAAACGUAUAUUGAUAGUAUUAAACUAUAUCUAUUAUAUGAUACAUACAAUGUUUGAAAACAUAA
Molecule: messenger RNA, 1118 nt
Organism: Vespa velutina
Lineage: Eukaryota; Metazoa; Arthropoda; Insecta; Hymenoptera; Vespidae
Product: putative glutathione-specific gamma-glutamylcyclotransferase 2
Exons: 3
Coding region: 238-882 (214 amino acids)
Biological process (GO): glutathione catabolic process
Cellular component (GO): cytoplasm
Molecular function (GO): glutathione specific gamma-glutamylcyclotransferase activity; gamma-glutamylcyclotransferase activity
Source: RefSeq, a predicted model, not a curated record